Messenger RNA from Gracilinanus agilis (Agile Gracile Mouse Opossum), 1138 nucleotides. It is a transcript of the gene TXNDC5, whose product is annotated as thioredoxin domain containing 5. Gene Ontology annotation, molecular function: protein disulfide isomerase activity. The record is from RefSeq and is a predicted model, not a curated record. NCBI's taxonomy places the organism in Eukaryota, Metazoa, Chordata, Mammalia, Didelphimorphia, Didelphidae. Bases 32 to 1006 code for a protein of 324 amino acids. Gene Ontology annotation, cellular component: endoplasmic reticulum. The transcript is spliced from 10 exons. Gene Ontology annotation, biological process: protein folding.
UUGGAAUGACCUGGGAGAUAAAUAUAAUAGCAUGGAAGAUGCAAAGGUUUAUGUUGCAAAGGUGGAUUGCACAGCAGAUACUGAAGUGUGCUCUGCACAGGGUGUUAGAGGAUAUCCCACCUUAAAGUUUUUUAAACCAGGCCAAGAGGCUGUGAAAUAUCAGGGUCCCAGAGAUUUCCAGACUUUGGAAAACUGGAUGCUGCAGACACUAAAUGAAGAGCCAGCUAUACCAGAGCCUGAACCUGAAUUGCCAACAGCCCCAGAACUCAAACAGGGACUGUAUGAGCUCUCAGCAGCCAACUUCAAACUACAUAUUGCAGAAGGCAAUCACUUUAUCAAAUUCUUUGCCCCGUGGUGUGGCCAUUGUAAGGCCUUGGCUCCAACUUGGGAACAACUGGCUUCAAGUCUUGAACAUACAGGAACUGUCAAGAUUGGCAAGGUUGACUGUACCCAGCAUUAUGAGCUCUGCUCUGGAAAUCAAGUACGGGGCUAUCCCACACUUCUGUGGUUUAAGAAUGGCGAAAAGACUGACCAGUACAAAGGAAAGCGGGAUUUGGAUUCACUGAAAGAAUAUGUAGAGUUGCAGCUACAGACUGUUGCAGGGGAAGUCUCAGAAACGAUUGAAACUUCUGAAGCCCCAGAACUUGCUGUAGAACCUGCUACUGAAAGAGGUGCUGUGCUAUCUCUCUCUGAAGAGGACUUUGAUGACACAGUUGCUGAAGGAAUAACUUUUGUCAAGUUUUAUGCUCCAUGGUGUGGUCACUGUAAGAAUCUGGCUCCCACCUGGGAGAACCUCUCCAAAAAGGAAUUCCCUGGCUUGUCAGGGGUCAAGAUAGCAAAAGUAGAUUGUACUGUCGAACGAGCUAUUUGCAAUAAAUAUUCGGUACAAGGCUACCCCACAUUGCUGUUCUUCCGUGGAGGAGAAAAAGUUGGUGAACACAAUGGAGCUAGAGACCUCGAAACAUUACACAGCUUUGUUUUGCGACAGGCAAAAGAUGAACUGUAGGAUCUCCCUUGGGAGUUAUUUCCCUGACUGUUCUCCUAUGCCCAAUUCAUAGGAGUUAAUUCAUGCUAAUGUUGCUGAAUCUCAAAGGGUGGUUAUUUGGGAAACUGAAUGUACUAAAUUUGUGAUAUCUUA